UGCUCGCUCUAGCCUUUUCCUUCUCCCUCACCACGCGGCUUUUGCCACCCUAUUCUGGCACUUUCGCCCGGCUCAACGGACCACGACGCGUCCCGUCCCCCAACCCAGCACCAGGCUCCAGCAGCAAACACGCGGAGGGUGCAAAACUGCAAAUCCCUGCGAUCCCCACGCCAAUCGGAGCAGCGAGCCGUCGCCGAUCAAUUCACCACCGGACCCAAUCCUAAACCAGUAAACCGGCGCCGGCAAAUCAAAUCCUUCUCCGCAAGGCGAGAGCGAGAGCGCGACGAUGUCCGGAGCGACGGACUACCAGGAGAUGGCGGCGUCGGUGCCGCCCUCGCUGAAGGCCAUCACGCUGACGCACGUCCGCUACCGCCGGGGCGACCCGCUGGGUCUCUUCCUCGCGUGGGUCUCCCUCGUCCCGGUUUUCAUCAGCCUCGGCGGUUUCGUCUCCCACUUCCUCUUCCGUCGGGAGCUCCAGGGCCUCUGCUUCGCCGCGGGGCUCCUCGUCUCUCAGGUCCUCAAUGAGAUCAUCAAGCACUCCGUCGCGCAGUCCCGCCCGGCGUACUGCGAGCUGCUCGAGGCCUGCGACUCCCAUGGUUGGCCUUCCAGCCACUCGCAGUACGUGUUCUUCUUUGCCACCUACCUGUCGCUCCUCUCCCUCCGCCGCUCGCGCGCGCGCCAGGUGAUGGCCGCCUUGCCAUGGCCGCUUGCCUUCCUCACCAUGCUGUCCAGGGUCUACCUAGGCUACCAUACCGUCGCGCAGGUUUUCGCGGGAGCAGUAGUGGGCCUCGUGUUUGGUGCUAUCUGGUACUGGAUUGUCAAUACCAUGCUUGUUAAUUACUUCCCAAUGAUUGAAGAGAGUGCAAUUGGAAGGUGGCUGUACAUCAAGGAUACAUCUCAUAUUCCAGAUGUGCUAAAAUUUGAGUAUGAUAACGCAAGGGCAGCAAGGAAGAAAGUUUCUACUGAUUGAGCUUGUUAUGCUUCUGGAUUGCAUUUUGCUGUUGUUAAGACGAUUAUAAGAAUGUGUGGCAUGAUAUUUCCUUCAUCUAUGCUACAAACGGGAACAUGUAGCAGUAACAUUCAGAAGAAGAAAUGCUCACUAGAGCUUGUUGGAUUUAGCUCUUCCUGGGCAUAUGCCAUAUGCCACACUAUUUUUUCCCCUUAUUGGUCACUAGUCACACAUAUUAUUUUAUUAAAGGUUGUUCGAUUAUAACUUGAUAAUUGCUUACAUUUAAAACUGACGUGAACAAUACAUGAGUUCAUCUCUGCA
Sorghum bicolor (sorghum) is the source of this 1270-nucleotide messenger RNA. RefSeq names its product lipid phosphate phosphatase gamma, chloroplastic. Gene Ontology annotation, biological process: protein N-linked glycosylation; lipid biosynthetic process. Bases 287 to 970 code for a protein of 227 amino acids. The record is from RefSeq and is a predicted model, not a curated record. Lineage: Eukaryota; Viridiplantae; Streptophyta; Magnoliopsida; Poales; Poaceae. Gene Ontology annotation, molecular function: dolichyldiphosphatase activity. Gene Ontology annotation, cellular component: endoplasmic reticulum membrane; intracellular membrane-bounded organelle. The transcript is spliced from 3 exons.